UUGAGGUAUCAUGUUGAUCAAAUUGCAAACUGAUUUGAUAAUGACUUUUGUAUAUAAAAUUCUCUUGAUAUGUGAAAAGAGUUAGUAACAAUAAAUUUUUGUGUUUGUUUUUUGUAAUGACUUUUGUAUUUGAACUUCCCAAUGAUAGUGAAAGUUAAGAAGAUGUCAUCAUCAGGCGAUGAGGAUGAGACUCUGCCACUAUCUGUUUCAAAUUACCAUUUUGUUGACGAAAAAGAUGAACUUGUUUCUUUUUCUGUUUUGCCAAUUCAAUGGGGGGUUACUGAAAAAAUUGGUGGUGAUAAGCCACAGGUUUUCCUAAAUGGGAUUGCUGAUAAUGGGUUGCAACAAGUGUUUAAGCAAGUUAAAGCAUGGAGGUUUGAUCUUUCUGAUGUUAAGCCUGAGAUAUCUGUAUUAUCAAAGGAGAAUGAUUGGAUCAUACUUCAAAAGCCCAGAAAGAGUUUUGAGGAUGUGGUUAGAUCAGUCUUGAUAGUAGUGAACUGUCUUCAUGUCAUUAAGAGAAAUCCCUAUACAUCAGGAAAAUAUUUGUGGUCUGAAGUUUUCAGGUGUCUUUUGCACUUAUGUACUUAGCGAAUAGUCAUUAUUUUGUUUUAGCUUGGUAACAUUGUUCACUGACAUUCUCUAUUCAUUUUUUCAGAUUAUGUAAGGUUAGGCAUUCUAAGUUUGAUUUGGCAGAUCACUCAACUUUAAUCGCGGAAGCUAUUAAAAGGCAUGGCACCUUAGCAAGGUCUAAGGUUUGUAUAGCUUUUAUUAUUUGGCAAUUAAAAAAUAAGUUGGGAUUUGAUAUAUCAUAUAUCCGUGUUAUAGAGAGCAUGAAUAUCAUAAAUCCAAACAUUAGAUACAAAUUUGUUAAGGUCACAACAUUUCAGGAUUUUGUUAAUAACAACAAUAAAAAAACCCCUUUAGUUUGCUUGCUAAUUUAGUUUCCAUGGCUACACAUUAGGUUGCUAUAUUUGUUGGCUGUCUGUAUGGUAUUAAGUUCCAUUGUGCAUUUGUAUGAAGUUAUAUGAACAAUGUUGAACCAAGCCUCUAGUUAGGAAACAUAGAAGUUUGUAUUGAAGUCUUCAUUGCUCAGUUUCUAACAUACAUCUCUCAACUGUAAUUUAAUUUAUUUGUUGCACAGUUUUUACUUGAAUUUCUUGAUGAGAAGCCCAGAAAGAGAAAGAGGAGACUACUUGAUGAGGUCAUAUUAUCACGCUCACUUAUUCACUUGGUUUCUCCUUUCCUAUAUUUUUCUUUGUUUUUCAAUUUUAUCUAUUUUCUCAAUGGGAAAAAUAUAUUAUUUAUCAGGAAAAGCAAGCAACAUCUACUCCAAGAUUUAUAGUUGAAGAAACAGACGAGAAGAUAGUAGAUAAUGUACAGCACGAUGAUUCUGAUAACUUUGACAUCUGUACUUUUUGUGAUGAUGGUGGUAAUCUUUUGAGGUAUGUUAUUGUUGUUGAACCUUUUUUCUUUCUCAGUUUUGAAAUAAAAUAUUGCUACUUAUAUUAGUGAUAUAAAAUAUAAGAAUAUUAUUGGUAAAACCACACAAGCUUUAGUAAAUGUGGAAAAAACUUUACUAAUUAUGUAUCAGAAUGAGAAAAUCUUAGAUAGUUUUGCUGCUUAUAUAUUAACUUUAGCUUACAAGAAUGGAUACAAAGGGGAUUUAAACCUGUUCCACCUCUUACACACUCACAUGCCCAACCACUUUCACUAAUCUCAAGUGAAUUUAGUGUUACUACAACAGAAGUUUGGUUGUGUACAUAUACAUUAUUAUACAAUCUGAAUUUAUAAUUUCGAUAUACAACUUCAACUCUCCUCAUUCAUGAUUGUUUUGUAGUGUUUUUAACAUUCAUUCACAAACUUGGUUAUUGAAUUUAAGAUGUUAAUGCUAUUUGUGAUCCAUUGUAGCUGUACUGGUAGCUGUUUAAGGUCGUUCCAUCCAACUGUGGAGAGCGGUAGAGAAGCUUCGUGCAUUUCUCUAGGCUAUACAGAGGAUGAAGUAGAGGUAUGUUGCUGAUUUGUAUCAAUUCUGCAACUCUGGUUUCAUUUUGGUGUUUUUAUGUUGGAGAUUAAUCUUCGUUUAUGUCUUUUAUCUUACAAAAAUUGCCAGUCGAUUCAGUAUUUGUGCAAGAAUUGUGAAUAUAAACAGCACCAGUGUUAUGUUUGUGGGACAUUAGGCUCAUCUGAUAAAUGUUCAGGUGCUGAGGUAAGAGUUUCUGACUUUUUGUAACUA
Cannabis sativa is the source of this 2233-nucleotide messenger RNA. RefSeq names its product protein ENHANCED DOWNY MILDEW 2-like. Lineage: Eukaryota; Viridiplantae; Streptophyta; Magnoliopsida; Rosales; Cannabaceae. The coding region runs from base 142 to 588 and encodes 148 amino acids. The record is from RefSeq and is a predicted model, not a curated record. The transcript has a single exon.